This is a messenger RNA of Synchiropus splendidus (mandarinfish), 2105 nucleotides long. RefSeq names its product sialic acid-binding Ig-like lectin 6. The transcript is spliced from 13 exons. Lineage: Eukaryota; Metazoa; Chordata; Actinopteri; Syngnathiformes; Callionymidae. The record is from RefSeq and is a predicted model, not a curated record. Bases 77 to 1789 code for a protein of 570 amino acids.
GUCCCAAGUCAAGUCAAGUCAAAAGAGGACAGUUACCUUUUCAUCCUAGCUCUUCGGAAAGUCACCGUUUUGUUCAAUGGACCUACUAACAAUCGUUGGAAUUGUUUCUCUGGUAUAUCCUGGUUUGUAUGAAGCAGCUGGUGUGCUACCAGAUGGACCUUUGGACGCCACGGUGGGAGGAACAGUGUGGUUCAACACGACGCUGAUAGAAAGACCCACUGUUUAUGCUUUUGUUAUGUGGAAAUUCAGUGGUGAAACAAGUGGAAAUGCUCCUGAAAUAAUAAGCCCAACCAACACUCUUCCCCAGUUUCAAGGCAGGAUCACUGUCUCCAGGGCAUCUGGUUCUCUGCAGCUGAGAAACCUGCUUUUAGAAGACAGUGGAACCUACAGCGUUGAGAUCCUGGGCAGACAAGGGUUUAGUACUGGGAGCACACGGCUGAGAGUUCACGAGCUAAAUCCUUGUCCCACUGGCUGCAUUGCUGCAAUCAUAGCCGUCUGCAGCACCGUCAUCAUCAUCGCAGCUGCUCUGGGAGGAGUGCACCUCUGCAAGAGAAGGCAAUAUGCACAGGAACGGUUUGAAACCAUCAAUAGAACAGGUCUGGAGGGGGAACAAAUCUCCCACUAUGAAGAAAUUCAGAUGGCUCUAGUAACGAUCAUUGGAUUAGUUUCUGUGGCAUAUUCGGGUUUUUCUGAGGCAGCUGGUGUGUUACCAGACUCUCUGAACGCAGCAGUGGGAGGAACAGUGAUGUUCAACACGACGCUGCCACUGACUGAAACACCAGUUAAUGUUGUGUGGGGCUACAGGAACAAAUAUUUCACGUCAUUUAACAUAAUAAGAUCCUUCCCCAGCUACAACAGCACUAUCCCUGAGUAUGAGGGCAGGAUCAUGCUUUUCCCCUCCACUGGAGCUCUGGAGCUGAGGGAUGUGGUUCUUACAGACACAGGAUUCUAUUCGCUCGCGGCUCUGAUGCCUUCUGGGUACCAUGUAACUGGGAGCACAGAUCUGAGAGUUCAUGUUCCCAUCACUGGUGCUCAACUGACCCCCAGCUCCGAAGACUUGCUGGAGUUCAACAGUUCUGUCACCUUCUCCUGCUCCGUCUCCUCUGGGUCCUCGCUCUCCUUCCUCUGGCAGAACAUCAGCUCUGAGAUCUCUGCCAGUGAUGGAGUUCAAAUCACUGAUGGAGGAGCCAAACUCACCGUCCUAAAUGUGACUCGCUAUGACCAGGGACCCUUCAGGUGCACCGUCUUCAAUCCAGUGAGCCGAGUCCUCACUGAUCCGCUCACUCUCUCCAUCAGCUAUGGCCCUGACAAUGCGCAUCUCCAGAUCAUCCCUCACUUUGGCGGGGUGAACAUCAGACUGAGCUGCUCAUCUUCCUCCAAUCCUCCUGCACGAUUCCAAUGGUUUAUGAACGGCACCCUGCUGCCCAACACUGGAGCAGAACUGUUGGUCAGUUCCACACAGAAUGGAUAUUACAGCUGCCAGGCCUUCAACAGCAAAACCUCCAAACACAAAGCAUCUUGUGCGAUAGCUGUUGCUCCCCUAGAGAUAACUCCCCGUUCCGCUGUCAUCAUUGCUGCAAUCGUCGCCUUGUGUAGUGUUGUCAUCAUCGCGGCUGCUGUGGGAGGAUUUUACUUCUCCAAGAGAAGUUCGUCUGCACUGGAAUCGUCUGGAAGCCAAACAGUUCUUGAGGUGAAAGAUAUGCCCCAUUAUGAAGACAUCCAGCCCCAGGAGGAGGACUAUGACCAGCUGACCAUCUACGAGAACGCAGCUUCGCUGAGGUCCACCUGAAAGUGGAAGCAUCCAACCAUCACAAUGCUUUUAUUCACUGUUUCAUGCCAUUUCCGCAACGCCUUAAAAAGAAAAAUCAUCUUGGACAAGCCACUUCCAUCACAACUCACGGCACACACCAUGAUCCUGAGCUCAGAACCGAAUCUCUUGUUUGGUUCGAAGGCUACAAGUUGAAUGAAAGUCAGGAUUGACAGCACGUAUUCAUCCAGAUUUAUGUCACAAUUACUGAAGAAGAGGUUGUGACCUUAACUUCCCCCUGGACCCUGGAGGAAGUAUGACAAUCUCCAGUUCUCUUUCACUGAUAUUUGUGCACAUU